UUCAGCAGUUCCGUCUCUAAGUGCCGCGUGAGAGUCAGAGCAACAUAAACACAUCUCUUCCAUUUUAUAAUAUUAUUCCACGUUGACACACACUCAGAUUUUGUUGCUCAGUGUGUUAUUGUUGAACACAGGAUGGACUUCGCAAUCCGGGCCGCCACGCUCGAGGACUGUAAGGAUAUCUCGCGGAUGAUUCUGGAACUGGCAGAGUAUGAGAAAGUUUCAGACCAGAUCAAGAUUACACAAAGAGAUCUGGAACAGGAUGGAUUCUCCAAAAACCCUUUUUUCCAUGGAAUUAUUGCUGAAGUGCCAGAGCAUCUUAAGUCCAGAGAUGGUCAUACCAAGGUUGGUUACUCACUGUACUUCUACUCGUACAGCUCAUGGAAAGGUCGGACGGUGUACAUGGAGGAUCUGUACGUGAUGCCAGAGUUCAGAGGGAAAAGCAUUGGCAAGGCUCUGAUGGCCAAAGUUUCCCAGCUUGGUCUGGCUGCUGGUUGCACUCAGCUGAAUUUCACUGUGCUGGAAUGGAACAAGUCAUCUCUUGACUUCUACCGAAAGCAGGGCUGCUGGGAUGUGACCUCUGACCUCGGCUAUCACUGCAUGCGCUGUGAGGGUGAUGCCCUUCAACACUUGGCACAGGGGAACCUUUAAA
Messenger RNA from Rhinichthys klamathensis goyatoka, 649 nucleotides. RefSeq names its product spermidine/spermine N1-acetyltransferase family member 2a, tandem duplicate 1 (gene sat2a.1). Bases 133 to 648 code for a protein of 171 amino acids. The record is from RefSeq and is a predicted model, not a curated record. Gene Ontology annotation, molecular function: N-acetyltransferase activity. NCBI's taxonomy places the organism in Eukaryota, Metazoa, Chordata, Actinopteri, Cypriniformes, Leuciscidae. The transcript is spliced from 6 exons.